Molecule: messenger RNA, 1185 nt
Organism: Gigantopelta aegis
Lineage: Eukaryota; Metazoa; Mollusca; Gastropoda; Neomphalida; Peltospiridae
Product: ribosome biogenesis regulatory protein homolog
Exons: 10
Coding region: 17-1144 (375 amino acids)
Biological process (GO): endonucleolytic cleavage in ITS1 to separate SSU-rRNA from 5.8S rRNA and LSU-rRNA from tricistronic rRNA transcript (SSU-rRNA, 5.8S rRNA, LSU-rRNA); ribosomal large subunit export from nucleus; ribosome biogenesis
Cellular component (GO): preribosome, large subunit precursor; nucleolus; nucleus
Molecular function (GO): protein binding
Source: RefSeq, a predicted model, not a curated record
AGGAAUAUUUGUAAAUAUGGAAGACCUCGUGGAAAAUGUUCUACGUUCCGUUGCAGAAAAAGAAGCUAAAUACAAAACGACCAAGGUUGAAAAGGCCAUUGAUUUAGAUAUCGACGAAGGCAAUCUAUUGGCAUGCGAUGCUAAUCCAUUGGAUGUUAAAUUAUUUAGGUCAAAUAAAGAAGAUUAUUUGAAAGCUUUAACACGAGAUAAUUCACAACUUCUCAUUAACAAACUGUGGCAGCUUCCUGUUGAGAAAGUGGAUGGUGUUGCAAUUGCUGUGUUACCAGAUAGAAAAACGUGGAUGCCUCGAGAAAAACCAGUUCCAAAACCAAAAGCUGACACAAAAUGGCAGGCAUAUGCCAUGUUGAAAGGCAUAAAGAACAAGAAAAAGGGACGAAUGGUCUUUGAAGAGAAAACGAAGUCUUACAAACCACGCUGGGGUUACAAGAGAGCCAAUGAUUACACAAAUGAAUGGCUUAUUGAAGUUCCACAGAAUGCAGAUCCCUAUGAGGACCAGUUUGCAAAGCGAAAAGGAGCUAAGAAGGAACGUGUUGCAAAGAAUGAACUGCAGAGGUUACGAAACAUCGCACGUUCACAGAAAUCGAAAGUUCCAGGAGUAGGGUUGACACCAACAGAAACUCCAAGCAAAGACCAUCUCUCAAAGGCUUUGGUUGUUGCCAAGAAGUCAACAGCAUCUAUAGGUCGAUUUACAGAAAAUCUCCCCAAGGAAAAAACGUCAAAACACUCGGGAAGGAAACGAAAGUUUGAAUCAAACUAUGGCGACCUGAAGAAAGAAGCGAAGAAGCAACUGGACAUUCUGAACAGCAUAACAAACAAACAGCCGCGGCUGGAUGUCAACGUGGCCGUCAGAAAACAACUAGCUGAGGAGAAGAUUGAGAGAUCCAAAUCUAACCAAAAUGGACCGCCUGCAAAAGGGUCAAAAAAGAAAGGUGGUGGAAAGCAUCCUAAAGGGGGGAAAGGGUGGGCAGGGCCUAAAGGGGGGAAAGGUAAAAAAUCUGGGAAAAAAGGAGGAAUGGGAAAACCUGGAAAAGGAGGAAUGGGGAAAGGUGGAAUGGGGAAGCCAGGAAAAUUAAAGGCAUUUGGUGGUGGUAGUCAGGGGAAGAAAGGACACAAGAAAAGUUAGCAUUGUUUGUAAAUUGUUUAUUAAAUGUAAUUAUUAUAUGA